Messenger RNA from Drosophila busckii, 765 nucleotides. RefSeq names its product UPF0687 protein C20orf27 homolog. The transcript is spliced from 2 exons. Bases 150 to 692 code for a protein of 180 amino acids. Lineage: Eukaryota; Metazoa; Arthropoda; Insecta; Diptera; Drosophilidae. The record is from RefSeq and is a predicted model, not a curated record.
UAUAAUUUUGUUUUUAAAGGAAGCAGACGUGCGUUUGUUCGCUUGGCUCUAAAAUUGUGUAAAAACCUUACAAUUCCAAACAAAUUGCACAGUUUGCUGAAAGGAACAGACAUUUAUUUCAUAAGCACUACACACAUUUACUACUAAAAAUGUCGGACGCAGCUGGCGAAGGUCCGGAUCAGUCAGAUCACCACGUGCAUUUUGAUGCGACCACCUUAAAAACUGACGACUUUGGUUCGGAUAGCUGUGUCACAUUUCAACGGUCGGGAGACACAAUUGUGAUUAGCUUGGGCUUUCUGCAGAUAAACCAUCGCUAUCUGAUUGAUCUGAAUCUGCCGGCUAAUCUGUUUGAGAAUACUGGCGCGCCUGGCAGUAAGUUUGUGCCUGUUGUGGAUGCCACACCGAAUCUACACUGCCGCAUACAAGAGUUUACGGGCACCAAGCAUGAUGAGCAUGACUUUUUUGAAAUGAAAAUUGAAUUUUUCGCCUACAAGGAGAAGCUGCUGAGGGAAGUGUUGCAUAUUGUCAACUCAAAGAAUGAUAAGGAACUGUUGCAGCUGGUAAUAGCGGCGCGUGUGUUGGGCAAGGGCAAGGGAACACCAAUGUUGCGCACCGGCAUUCAUUGCAUAGGCGUGGAGCAUGAUGAUGACGAAUCUGAGGCGUCAGACUUUGCGGGCUUUGAUAAGCCCUAAGGUGACAGCAGCUGUUAGUGUUUUAAGUUGAAUUAUGAUAUAUAUUUAAUGCAGAAUAUAUAAUGUUAAUUUA